GACAGCAAAAGCGUCCAAUUGUCGAGCUGCUCGUCAGACCUUAGCGCUCGCGCCGGAGGUGGGAAUAGUCGGAAUACGGGUGGGAGAUGUUUAUAGCACCUGAAUGAAACUGCUGAAUAUCAGUGUGAUUGGAAAUCGGAAACCUCCAUGGAGCCCGCUUGGCGACAGCAGGGCCGGGGUCGUGGCCGCGGUCAGGCUGUGGGUGAUGUGUCGUCAUGGAGACCGCAGAGGCAGGAGGAUGGAGGGAGACUGGGGCGAGGGAGGGCCGCUUCUGCCGUCACGGCAGUACCCAAAGCAGAACCCUCACCAGGUACAGCUGUGUCCUCUCAGUCCAAAUUUGACGAGAUCAGGAAGUCUAACCAGGCUGCUGCUCAGCGACUGGCUGAGAGUCAGUACAGCUCCUCUUCGGAUGAUGAUGAUGAUGAUGAUGAUGAUGAUGAAGUGCUUGGGAAACGAGGCCGAAUCCUACAGUCGACUCUAACCACGUACACCAGUCAGACAGGAGGAGAUGUGUCAGACCUGGAGAGAACUCGUCAAUACCUGAAUGAGGCAUUCCAGUCCGGAGCAAUUACCUGUCUCAUCUGCAUCGCUUCUGUAAAGAGGACACAAGCGGUGUGGAGCUGUGUAGGUUGUUAUUGUAUCUUCCACAUCCCAUGUAUUCAGAAGUGGGCUAAAGAUUCUAUCUUCCUCGUCUCCUCAGUAACUGAUGAGGAUUUUGGGAAAAAAGAUCACCCCUGGCCCUGUCCUAAGUGCAGACAUCAGUAUACCCCUCAGCAAACUCCCACUCGUUAUUACUGUUACUGUGGGAAGAAGGUGGACCCUGAGCCUGACCCUUGGAUCCUCCCACAUUCCUGUGGACAGGUUUGUGACCAAGAGUUUAAACCUCCGUGUGGACAUCGCUGCCUUCUGCUAUGCCAUCCAGGCCCAUGCCCUCCAUGUCCAAAGAUGGUGAGUGUGUCAUGCCUGUGUGGGAAAGCAGCCCCUGUUCCACGCCGCUGCAGUAAUAAAGCCUGGAACUGCGGAAAGAUCUGUGGCCGCAUAUUACCCUGCAAGAUGCACACCUGCGCACACACCUGUCAUGCAGGUGAGUGCGAGCCAUGUCCGAGAGUGAGCGUGCAGAAGUGUGUUUGUGGCAGGAAGAAGGUGGAGCGUCAGUGUGCUAGUCCUGUGUGGCACUGUGACCAGGUGUGUGGCCGACCUCUGGCAUGCGGUAACCACACAUGUGAGCGUGUAUGUCACACAGGUAUAUGUGGAGAAUGUCCUCGUGCAGGGAACCGUACAUGUCCAUGCGGCAAGAGCAAGUGUGCAUUGCCAUGUACAGCUGACGUUCCUACCUGUGGUGACACCUGUGAUAAGAAACUUGACUGCAGCUUACAUGCCUGCUCGAUGCGCUGCCAUAGAGGAGCCUGUGAGACCUGCCGCCAGGAGGUGGAGAAGCAGUGUCGGUGUGGCCGUUACACCAAGCGCAUGCCCUGCCAUAAGGAGUAUCUUUGUGAGUCGAAAUGCACCCAGAUGCGCAGCUGCAACAGACACCAGUGCAAGAGGAAGUGCUGCCCAGGUAACUGUCCACCCUGUGAUCUGAGUUGUGGCAGAACACUGGGCUGCCGGAACCACAAGUGCCCCUCUAUUUGUCAUCAAGGGAGUUGUUACCCCUGUCCUGAGGUGGUACAGGUUAAAUGUGCAUGUGGUUCCACAUCUCUGAGUGUUCCCUGUGGAAGAGAGAGGAGUACGAAGCCUCCACGCUGCAGAGAAAUAUGCAGGACUCCUCCGUCAUGUCAUCAUCCUUCCCGUGAGCAGCACAGGUGUCACUUUGGUGCAUGUCCUGUGUGUAAGCAGGUGUGUCAACUGCCUUUACCUGGAUGUACACACCUGUGCCAGGCACCUUGCCAUGACCAGGUGCUGCACAAAGCCAACAACCAGGGUCAGUUAGCAGGUCCGUGGGAACAGCAGACUGCUCCGGCGUUUGAGUUCAAGGCAUUGCCAUGCCCUCCCUGCCAUGUGCCCAUACCCACGGCCUGUCUCGGAGAGCAUGAGGUGAGUCCAGUGCCAUGUCAUGUACGUGUGCCGUUCUCCUGUGGCCGUGCAUGUGGACGAACUUUGACCUGUGGGAACCAUAGCUGCAGCCUGGAGUGUCAUGCUGUAACCUUUGACCCCAAGAGGGAGAAAACCGAGGCCGGGAAGGAGUGUGAACAUUGUGAAGAGGGCUGCUCUAAGCCCCGCCCCACUGGAUGCCCCCACCCAUGUGCCCUCCCCUGUCAUCGUGGCGACUGUCCCCCCUGCACUCAGAUGAUCAGACAGCGAUGCCACUGCAAGAUGUCAAUCCUGUACAUAGAGUGCCUGAAGCUGACCUCUACUGAUGAUGAAGGUAGAAAACUCCUCACCUCCUGCAGAAACCAGUGUCCUAAACAGCUGAAGUGUGGGCAUCGUUGUAAGGAGCUCUGUCACAUGGGAGAGUGUGAGGAGAACUGCAAUCAGAGAGUGAAAGUCAAGUGUCCAUGCAAGAGGAUCAAAAAGGAGUUUUCCUGUUCCCACACCAGACAGGAGGAGAAUCUGGUGGUGUGUGACGACACCUGUAAGGACCUACAGAGGAAAUAUGCUGAGGCCCGAGAAGCAGAGGAGAGAGCCAUCAAAGAGGAAGAGCUGAAGAAGCAGCAGGCCGAGCUGGAGGCCUUUGAGAAGCGGCAGAAAGGAAAGAGAAAGAAGAAUAGGCGCAACACAGAAGUGGAAACCCAGGAAGGGGUGUGGCUUAAAUAUAGGAAGUACCUCCUGGUGCCUGUCUGUGGCAUCCUAUUGGCUAUUGGAGCAUUUUAUCUGCUGCAGGCCAGUUAGAGCACUGGAACAGUGACCAUCACUGAGACACCAUGCUGACACACAGAUUUUCACACUUCACUGCUUACUGCUUUAACAUACUCAUCAACAGGAUGACAUGUGAGUCAGGAAGGUGUGUGUGUGUGUGUGUGUCAGUUUCCUCAAAUUUUAAUUUGAAAAUUUCUAAGCCAAACAUCUCUGUUAAUUAGAUUAUCUUUAACUAUAAUUAUUAAAUUCACUCAGUUGUGUGUUAGUAAAUAAAGCAAUGCUGAAUCA
Hemibagrus wyckioides is the source of this 3084-nucleotide messenger RNA. RefSeq names its product nuclear transcription factor, X-box binding-like 1 (gene nfxl1). NCBI's taxonomy places the organism in Eukaryota, Metazoa, Chordata, Actinopteri, Siluriformes, Bagridae. Bases 148 to 2829 code for a protein of 893 amino acids. The transcript is spliced from 23 exons. Gene Ontology annotation, biological process: regulation of DNA-templated transcription. Gene Ontology annotation, cellular component: nucleus. Gene Ontology annotation, molecular function: RNA polymerase II transcription regulatory region sequence-specific DNA binding; DNA-binding transcription factor activity, RNA polymerase II-specific; zinc ion binding. The record is from RefSeq and is a predicted model, not a curated record.